Ixodes scapularis (black-legged tick) is the source of this 2387-nucleotide messenger RNA. RefSeq names its product hemicentin-2. Bases 277 to 2376 code for a protein of 699 amino acids. The record is from RefSeq and is a predicted model, not a curated record. The transcript is spliced from 10 exons. NCBI's taxonomy places the organism in Eukaryota, Metazoa, Arthropoda, Arachnida, Ixodida, Ixodidae. Gene Ontology annotation, molecular function: protein binding.
CGCCGGCCUCAGACUCCCCCAGCCGGCCGCGCGACGAGCUACGGCGACGCCGCCGAGUUGUGCCACCACGCUCGGAGCAAACUCGCUGCGCGCACUCGUCGCGCGCGGCUCGCGGCGAGAGCACCGAGGGAAUCCCGCGCUGCGCCGCCUCGAAGUUCGCGUCUAAGGGUUCGAGCCCGCCACUCCUGGUGGUUGUCGUAGUUGUCGUUAUCUUUGUUUGGGCUUAUAGAAUCGGAGAAUAGGUGGCCGCAGGUGAAGUUUGUUUAUUCUGAAGUGAUGUGCACCGCCGUUUCGACUGUGUGCCAUGACGGCGUCGUGGCGAGGAGGGGAGUGUUGUCGAACAUUGAACCUUGGAAUACGCGGCUGGCGCUGGUUCUGGCUAUCUGGAUCACGGUUCAGUGCCGCAUGAUGGCUGAAGGAAACGUGACAGAAGUACACGGGGUCCUUGAGCGCGACGCGGCUAUCCCCUGCAACGUCAGCGAGGACCCGCGGGACAAGUCGGUGGGGCUCAUUCUCUGGUACAAGGACAACUCUUCGACGCCCAUCUACACCGUGGACGCCCGGUCGAGCAAGCUGGCCCAUGCCAGGCACUUCCCGGGCGAGGACAUGGCAGGGAGGCUCCAGUUCGACGCCUCCCAGCAGCCUCCCGUCCUCAGGGUGGACAACCUGGAGACGGGGGACGCCGGACAGUACCGCUGCCGAGUCGACUAUCGACAGGCGCGCACGGAGAACCAGGUCACUUCGCUUUAUGUCAUAGUUCCGCCACAAGAACUCAUCAUUCUCGAUGAAUAUGGACAGCGGAUUGUGGAUGUGUUGGGACCUUACAACGAGGGAUCGUACAUUUUUCUUGUGUGUGAAGUCGAAGGAGGUGAUCCACCUCCCCAAGUGACGUGGUCCAAGGACGGGAACGUGAUCGACGACACCUUCACCGUGACGCCGCAAGGGUUCGUGCGUAACGAGCUCCGACUCGGUCCGCUCCGAAGGCCCGACCUGAUGGCCCAGCUCGUCUGCACAGCGUCCAACAACAACGCCACCCUUCCGCUCUCCAGCAGGGUCAGCCUGGACAUUAACUUGAAGCCCACGGAGGUGAAGAUUGCAGUCCCCAGGCAACCUGCGGCUGCCGGCGACCGGGUCGAGUUGCGUUGCUUGGCCACCGGCGCCCGGCCUUUCUCCCAGGUGACGUGGUUCAAGGGCGGUCAGCGGCUGACGCAGGUCGAAGACUUUGUGUCCACGGCCACGAACUCAACCGUGAGCAGCGUCAGCUUCAUCGUAGCUGCAGAGGACAACGGCCGCAACGUCACUUGCCGAGCAGACAACCCGCACCUGCCCAAAAGCGAAGUCAGCGACACCGUGGUGCUCAACGUGCACUACGCUCCACAGCUGACGCUGACCACGGCGAACCGAAGACCGCUGGAAGGAGACAACGUGACGCUCGUCUGCGCGGUCAACGCCAACCCCGCCGCGUCGGCUGUAUCCUGGCGCCACGGCGGGCGAGUGCUGGACGUUCGGAACGACUCUCUGCUUCUCUCCCGAGUCGGAAGGAGGCAGGCGGGCUCGUACGAAUGCAUCGCUUCCAACGUCAUCGGAGAAGGCUUCAGCAGCAAGCUUCAUCUGUCCGUUCUAUACGCUCCUGUCUGCGUCGAGGGCCUGACUCGGGAAUACGCCGCCUCCGCGGACAUACGGGUCCUGGUGGCGUGUGAAGUGAACGCCUCCCCCGGCGACGUUCAUUUCGAGUGGGUUGCCAACACGACGUUGCGCACGGGCAGGAUCAGCAGCUUCACGGCGAACGGCACGAAAUCCUACGCCAGUACCGUGACCGGCACCGAACUCGAGUACGGCAUUCUCCUGUGCUUCGCCUCCAACAACGUCGGGAAGCAAAUCGAACCAUGCACCUUCCGCAUUGUACCUCCGGGUCCACCGGGAAGCCCCGAAAAUUGCACCGUGGUCAACCUGAGUCCUGACAGCGUCCUACUGAAAUGCUCAGCGGGUUCCAGUGGUGGCUUGCAGCCGGUCUUUCAAGCCGAGGUGUUCAGCGUUCAUGCUGACCUUCUUCACAACAACAUUAGCUCCUCUCGGCAGCCACACUUCAAGUUAAGUGGCCUCCACAAGGACACGUCCUUUGUGGCCCUCGUCUACGCGGCCAAUGCCAAGGGCCGCAGCUCUCCCGUCACCGUUCGCUUCGCAACGGGUGUACUGAACAGCUUCCCUUCGGCAACAGAUGAAACUGCCGGCCAACUGCUGAAUCCUCUUCUAGCGUUCCUAAUCUUCGCUCUUCUCCUGCUGGCCUGCGCAGUCAUUUUUCUUUCCAUCGCGAAGCACAAGAGGCACCGGCCCCAGAGGAAAGGCUCAACGGAAGCGGGUACAGUGGAAAAGUAAGUGAAAAUUCU